This is a messenger RNA of Monopterus albus (swamp eel), 1913 nucleotides long. RefSeq names its product microspherule protein 1 (gene mcrs1). Gene Ontology annotation, molecular function: G-quadruplex RNA binding; protein binding. Gene Ontology annotation, cellular component: Ino80 complex; NSL complex; MLL1 complex. Bases 216 to 1613 code for a protein of 465 amino acids. Lineage: Eukaryota; Metazoa; Chordata; Actinopteri; Synbranchiformes; Synbranchidae. Gene Ontology annotation, biological process: positive regulation of transcription by RNA polymerase II. The transcript is spliced from 14 exons. The record is from RefSeq and is a predicted model, not a curated record.
AUUGCAAUUAAAAGCUGUUUGUCAACUGCGAUAGACCGUCGCAGGAAGAAAACAGUUGGACUAGUAGAGAUGCUAACGCUAACAGGCAUACGUAGAAUUGACAUCACCAGUUAACCAUGUAGCUCGCUAACAAAGUGUUGAUAAAAGGCAUAGUAGGCUAUAUAGUCUCCGGUUAACGGAUCAUAUACCACAACGGAAAUAAAUAGCAAGGAAAGAUGCAAGCUGGUGACCCUGUGGUUGGUGCAUCCUUGGCAGUAGCUGGUGCUCAGAGUCGCUCAGAGGAUGAAGAGUCACUUGGAGUAAAAGAUUUGAAAAGGACAGCAACACAAGCUUUUGGCAAUGUUCCCAAACGUAGAAGCUCCUCCAGGUCAAUAAAAAGGAAGAAGUUUGAUGAUGAGCUGGUGGAAAGCAGUCUUGUGAAGUCUUCCAGUAGAGUCAAAGGCCCCCCUGUCACAGAGCCUAUUCGCUGUUCAGGGAGUGAACCUUCAUCUAGUGAGAAAAAAAAGGUGACAAAGUCAGGAACCACUCUGACACCACCUAUCGCCAUGGUAAUAAACCCAGCACCUAUCACCAAAAGAGUGAAGAAAAGCAAGCAGCCUCUACAUAUCACUAAAGACCUGGGCCGGUGGAAACCCACAGAUGACCUGUUGCUUAUAAACGCAGUGCUGCAGACCACAGACCUAACCUCUGUUCAUCUGGGGGUCAAGUUCAGCUGUCGUUUCACUUUGCGGGAAAUCAAAGAGAGGUGGUACGCUCUGCUCUACGAUCCUGUCAUCUCAAAGCUGGCAUGGCAGGCCAUGCGACAACUUCACCCAGAAGCCAUUGCAGCCAUCCAAAGCAAAGCUCUCUUCAGUCAGACUGAAGAAGCGCUGCUGGCCAAAAUUGGUUCAACCAGUCAGCCCAAAUUGGACGUGUUCCAGGAGCUACUGAGCAAACACCCCAGUGUCUUUCACCCAUCUCGUACUCCCAAGAGCCUGCUGGUGCAUUGGCAGCUACUAAAGCAGUACUACCUACUGGAUGACCAGAGUGUCCAGCCUCUCCCUAAGGGUGACCAAGUCCUCAACUUCUCUGAUGCUGAGCAGAUGGUUGAUGAUGUAAAGUUAAGGGAGAGCAGAGAUGAAGUUUUGGAACAUGAGCUGAUGAUUUCCGAUCGACACCAGAAGAGGGAGAUCAGGCAGCUAGAACAGGAGUUGCCUCGCUGGCAGGUGCUUGUUGAUAGUAUCACAGGGAUGAACAUGCCCGACUUUGACAACCAGACACUGGCAGCACUACGGGGACGAAUGGUUCGCUACCUCAUGAGGUCGCGAGAGAUUACUUUGGGCAGGGCGACCAAGGACAAACAGAUAGAUGUAGACCUGUCACUGGAGGGGCCUGCCUGGAAAAUAUCAAGAAAACAAGGAAUUAUUAAACUGAAGAAUAAUGGAGAUUUCUUCAUCGCCAAUGAAGGCAGGCGACCGAUCUACAUCGAUGGCAGACCGGUCCUGUCGGGCAACAAGUGGAAACUCAACAACAACUCAGUGGUGGAGAUUGCAGGUCUUCGCUUUGUGUUCCUGAUUAACAUGGAACUCAUCUCACUAAUCAAAGCUGAAGCAGCUAAGAUGAUGCAGCAGUGAACGUCAGCUGUCCAACAGAGGAACUGACAAGUCGCACUGACGGACGAGUGGACCCGUUUGUUUUCUGUGUAGGUCAAAUCACAGCAGCGUUACCACGGAUCAGACUGACAACGGAAACAUCAGGCUACAGCUGAAUCUCAGAGCAAAGUAGUAACAGGUUUUACUUGCUGUUUGUUUGGACAUUUUACAUGUUGUAAUGUAGGCACCCUCAUGGUAGAGCCUUGUUUAUCCAAACUUUCAGAAUAUGAUAUUUAAAUUCUGUAGUAAAGCUUUUUCCAAAUAUUAAACUUGUAUACAUGA